Molecule: messenger RNA, 1889 nt
Organism: Portunus trituberculatus (swimming crab)
Lineage: Eukaryota; Metazoa; Arthropoda; Malacostraca; Decapoda; Portunidae
Product: transcription factor RFX4-like
Exons: 13
Coding region: 48-1889 (613 amino acids)
Biological process (GO): regulation of transcription by RNA polymerase II
Molecular function (GO): RNA polymerase II cis-regulatory region sequence-specific DNA binding; DNA-binding transcription factor activity, RNA polymerase II-specific
Source: RefSeq, a predicted model, not a curated record
ACAGAUCGGGAGGUAAGAGAGGUGGAGGCAGUGGAGGACACGGAGGAAUGAGGAAUCUAAGGCCACACUCCACACCGGCGACACUGAUGUGGCUGGAGGAGAACUACGAGAUGGCUGAAGGCGUGUGCAUCCCCAGGAACACACUGUACCUUCACUAUGUGGACUUCUGCGACAAGAAAGCUCUUCAGCCGGUCAACGCCGCGAGCUUCGGAAAGAUCAUCAGGCAGCAGUUUCCCGGCCUCACCACACGGCGGCUGGGCACGCGAGGACAGAGUCGCUACCACUACUACGGCAUCGCGAUACGGGAGGGAUCCAUCUACUACGAGGUUCACUACAGCAAGAAGGGCAACACCAGCAAUGACAUCAAGAAGGAGGCGGAUAAGCAGGUGGCGCUGUUUCCAGGACGCGGGAAGCUGUCAACGGUGCUGCCCGAAUUCCCGUCGCUCAAGGAUGUCCUCUUGCCUCCACACGUUGCGCCAGACAAGGUGGCUACAUUCAUCAUGAUGUACAGAACACACUGCCAGCGGAUCCUCGAUACUGUCAUUCGUGCCAGCUUCGAUGAGAUCCAGAGCUUCCUUGUGCACUUCUGGCAAGGCAUGCCGCCCCACCUAGUCACCAUCCUCGGCACAAACGUCCUGGUUAACCUGGUGGGCGUGUGUGACUCUAUCCUGUACCGCGCUGUCUGCAGUGUUCUCAUGCCCUCCGUGCUGCAGGCUAUCCCGGACAGUCUCACCCAGGUCAUCCGGAAAUUCACUCAUGACCUUGACUCGUGGCUGCGGGUGGCCCUGGAUGACCUUCCCGACAACCUGCGGCAGGUCAAGAUAGACUUGGCCAGUCGGUUCUCGCGUAUGCUGCGCCGCCAGACCUCCCUCAACCACCUGUGCCAGGCGUCCCGCAUGGUGCUACAUUCGCCGGAGAUCACCCAACAGAUGCUGCAGGACUGGCGCCAGGUGGACCUCGAGGCAAUCUCCCACCAGACGCUCUACUCCAUGGACAAACACUCCACCAACGGCGUCACUGUGGAUCUCAUCAUGAGCCUAUACAACGAGUUCGAGCGGCUUCUAGAGGAGGGGGCGCCGCUAGAGGCCUACAGUGAGUGGCUGGAGGCGAUGGUGGAGCGGUGCGUGUUACUGGGAGCCCGCAAGAGCAAGGCUCCCGUGCACAAGGUGGCGCACACUUUCCUCCUCACCUGGUCCUGUUUUGGCACUCGGGUCAUCAGAGACAUGACGCUGCACUCCGCUCCAAGCUUCGGGUCUUUCCACCUGCUGCACCUCAUGUUUGAUGACUACGUGCUGUAUCUGGUGGAGUCCCUGCACGCUGAGGAGAAGGCCAGAGAGCUGCUCAACAACAUUUCCACCGAUUCCCCGCCAGACUGCUCCGACCCUGGCUUUGGCGAUCCUGACAGCGAGGACAGCGCGCAUGCCCUCUCCUUCCUCAUGGGCGGCGUGGGCGGCUCAGCAGGAGGAGGACUACCAGGCAUCACCUCGCCCAACACCCCUGGCGUGUCUCCGAACCCCCACCCGGCCCACGACCUCCACCUAUCGCCCACGCCCACCACUGUGAUAGGUCUGGAUGGCAGCUUGGUGGAGGAUGAUGGCAGCCUGGACUACAUGUCUGGCCUCUCCACCUCGUCCAGCGGAGGCCUCAACGCUCAAGGAGGGCCCGCCACGCCCGUCACCACCCCCCACGCUGGAUCCGCCUCCGCCUCCUCUCUUGCGAGCAGUGGCGGCGCAGGAGGCGGUGGUGGCGGCGGUGGAGGCGGCGGCAGUGGAGUGGCAAGCGAUUAUUACAGCUACGAUUACGACUCCCGGACCUACCGUCUGCCGUCCACUCUGGUUGGCAGGAACUACUUCUACCCGCCCACCUCUGUCCCGCUCAACCAGAGUUAG